ACAACUACACAUACACUGAGGCCGCAGCUGUACACUCUACAGUGCACACAGCUUAGAAAGUUGAAACCGUGCAUGAUGCAGAUCUAUCCUCUCAAAUUGCAUUCCCUGGAGCUUUCCGCCUCGUUUCCGGGCGGCCAGAUCCCACAGCUGCCUCGCUGUUUCGCACUACGCAGUGCUCAAAAUCAAAGGGUUCCUCGCUCCACUUUUGAGCAAAGCUGACUGGAGGACGGUCUGCCACUCAGCGUAGAAGACGGUUGACUGCAGCUCGUCCUUAGAAGAAGGACAUGAGAGCCGUAGGUCCGCUGCAUUUCGUCGAGCUUUCCACAUCGUUCACGGGCAGCAGACAUCUCUGCCUCGCAGUUUCGCCGUCCCUCCCAGCUAGUAGAGUUCUCCACUUCUAUAUAAUUAAACAGCUCGUCCGGUAAGAAGAAGAGAACGACGCACGCAGCCAACCACCACACCUCCUUCUUCCUUCUCUGGAUAUCAUUCACACCACCUCGCUCCCCUUCAUCCCAUCAUCACCUGCCUACCUUAGGUCUUGUCUGAUCACCAUCAGUUGGUGGGUGUGAUUAUUCGCAGGGCGCACGCUGCUGAGCUUGUGACCACUGUCCUCUCUAAUGGGGGAAAUGGUGGCUUCGACUCUUGCUCAGGAGGGCGUGAGCAGGGUGUUCUCGUCCAUCUCAACCAAGCUCGAUGACAGGGCGUCCAGAGCUCACAACGUCAGAAGGCUCGACAUAGCACUGUCUCGCAUGGAGUAUGCCUUUGAGAGGACCGCGAAGAUGCCAAUCACAUGCGUCUCCCUGCUUCGGCGUUGGAAGAUGCUCAUGAGCGCCUACAACGAGGGAGUUCAUCUGCUCAACAAGCACAAGCUGCCAGCUGCGCUCGAAGGCCACGCAGAAACUGGGCAAGUGGUGGUAAGGAGUUCCUACUACUACCUCCAACGGAUUGCUACUGCUGCAUAUUUCUCCCUCUCUUCUCUUGCUAGUGGCCUGAACAAGCAGCAGUGCUUGAGCUCGUCCGUUGUCCAAAUUUUUGAGGGGUACGCAGACAGUGCUGACAAGUUUGUAGCGGACGUGGAGUCCGCCUGCCCACUCCGGCGCGACACCUUCUUCCCCUACCCAUUUGUGAGGCAACUUCUCCAAGGGAGAAGUUUCAUAUAUCCUGUUCGGGUGGAAGGAAGCCUGCUCUUGUUUGGUAUGAAUCCUGUGGUUUUGGAAGGGCGUGGCGUGGAGGCAUGCAUAUGGUAUAAGCGUUUCUAUUCCGAGAGGUUAGAUGGGCUAUUAUUAGUGCUACGGCUGUCGGAAAGCACGGACAUAGUUGGGGCUGCUAUAGAUUGCGUGCGGUCAUUCGCAUCACUGCUCAACCUUCCAGCUCAAGAAGCAAUAAUUGGACAUCUCACCCAACUGCCUAAUUUACAGGAGAUUUCAGAUUCUUUCAGUUGUUAUGUCUCAGCACUAGAGUACAACUUGCCUAGCACAUCUGACGAAGCUCUUAGGCUGAAUGUUGGCUUCUCACCUCAUGCCGGCCAUUUCAGUAUCAGUUUUGUAGCGGAGGCCAUGCGAAGCAAAUACGAACAUUUUCCAUUUGGUAGCAUAGAACAAACAGUAGAUAUGACAAGAUCAAGAUCAGUUGAAUUUCUCAUCGGUCAGCCAGAGGUGAAGGAUUAUACGGUGUUCUGGAAGUCUAGACAUGGUCACGCAUUCUUUGAGGUGGUAAAGCCAAGGAUCGACAUGGCAGCUGUGCCCAAAGCCAGCGGCAGCAGGUACAACACCCGGAGUGCAGCUGCAAAGAGAAAGCGGUCGUAG
Molecule: messenger RNA, 1805 nt
Organism: Panicum virgatum (switchgrass)
Lineage: Eukaryota; Viridiplantae; Streptophyta; Magnoliopsida; Poales; Poaceae
Exons: 3
Coding region: 618-1805 (395 amino acids)
Source: RefSeq, a predicted model, not a curated record